AUGGAGAAGUACCACAAUGUGAUGAUCAAGAACGUUGUCAAACUGUGUCAGAUCCAGGACCAUCGUGCUAUCCUGGAGUUUGGCUUUGGUCCAGGCCUGGGGCUCCAGGAGGCUUUGAAGUACCUGAACCCCAGGGGCAGGCUGUUCGGCCUGGACGUCUCAGAGUACAUGCACAAGGUGUCCCGGGAGCGUCUGGGCCCUCAGCUGGCCUCGGGGAAGGUCCACCUGCUCCAGGGCAGGGUGGAGUGUAUUCYCCUCCCGGACCACUGCAUUGACAGAGUCUUCCACUCCAACUGCCAUCUSUACUGGCCGGACAUGGCCAUCGCCACCGCCGAACUGCUCCGUGUCAUGAGGCCAGGAGCGAGGAUGUUGGCAACGUGUGACCUGGGCUUCUUCAAAGGUGUGAUGGUGGAGCCUGAGCCCUACAUGCAGAACCUGAGGGCUGUGGGCUUCCUGGGGGUCAGCAUGGAGGACCUGAUGGAUGAGGGAAAGAGCUUCCAGGUCAUCUAUGCUACCUCUCCACCUCCCUCCACCACCGAGACUCAGAACAGUUAGGAAUACGCUCUGUAUGUACAC
Molecule: messenger RNA, 576 nt
Organism: Salvelinus sp. IW2-2015
Lineage: Eukaryota; Metazoa; Chordata; Actinopteri; Salmoniformes; Salmonidae
Source: RefSeq, a predicted model, not a curated record